Molecule: messenger RNA, 780 nt
Organism: Saccharomycodes ludwigii
Lineage: Eukaryota; Fungi; Ascomycota; Saccharomycetes; Saccharomycodales; Saccharomycodaceae
Gene: TRS33
Product: Trs33p
Exons: 1
Coding region: 1-780 (259 amino acids)
Biological process (GO): regulation of GTPase activity; endoplasmic reticulum to Golgi vesicle-mediated transport
Cellular component (GO): cis-Golgi network; trans-Golgi network; TRAPP complex
Source: RefSeq, a predicted model, not a curated record
AUGAGUAACAAUACACAUCCACAAACGGCUAAUAGAAGUUCUGCAUUGCCAACAGUAAACACACAGCAACAACGACUACAAUAUGAACAGCAAUUAAGACAAUAUGAAAUAUAUAAAAAAAGUUUGCCCACUGUUAACACCAUAUCAUAUGAAUAUCUAAUGAAUGAAAUGGUUCCACUGGCAAUUAGCCUAGAAAUAGAAGAAGGACAGGACAUAAACACAUCCCAUAGCACCAAAAUGGCACAAAGCCAUCAGUUAAUAUAUCAAUAUUGUAAAUUAACUUUACCACAACAACAAUCCAUUUUGAAUAGAAUACACCAAAUAGGUUUUGGAAUUGGUUCCAGAAUUAGUGAAAUGCUAAUUUUUCAAAAUAACCCCAAUUUAAAUUUUAAGUCACUUCUUUCCAGUGAUGGUCGUAAUAAUAAUAAUGGCGCCGAACUCUUACCUGUUAUGAAGUUUAUCUGUAAAGACGUCUGGAAAUUGGUGUUUGGAAAACAAGUAGACAAUUUAAAAACAAAUCAUCGAGGAACUUUUUAUUUAUUAGACAAAAAUUAUUGUCUAAUUAGAAACUUUGUUGUAGAAAAAAAUUCCAAGUUUGUGGAAGAUUCAGAUGAUAAUUUAGAAAGACAUGUUAUAUUGAAACCCUAUUUAGAGAUAGCUGCUGGGGUAAUUAAGGGCGUGUUAAGUAAUCUAAUUAAUAUAGAUACGGACGCAAUGACAUGUGUAUAUGAAUUUGUAGAUAAUGGUGUUUCAUUCAAUGUCCAUGUUCCAAAAAGUUGA